AUGAAGCAGGAAGCUUUAGCCAAUGGGUCAUAUCAACCGAAGCAAACAAGUGGGAAGGGAACAAAGCAUCUAUACAAUGACGCUUCAGCUUCUAAUAGAACAAGCUUCUUAUCCACAAAACUCGAGGACGACGAUUUCACUGAUCACCUCUUUCCAGCGACAAAGAAUCAAAGAGAAACUCUAAGACUUCACAGAAACACCAGGUUCAAGGUUUGCGAUGUUGGUAUGAAGCAACAUUGGCGUAGCUGUGUGAUGAAAUUGGAUGCGCAUGUUGCAGUAGUGUUGAAAGUUGCAGAAACAAUGAUGAAGAUGAUGUAG
Messenger RNA from Vicia faba (fava bean), 318 nucleotides. The record is from the annotation of a GenBank genome assembly. Lineage: Eukaryota; Viridiplantae; Streptophyta; Magnoliopsida; Fabales; Fabaceae.